AUGGAGUGGAGUUACCUGCUGGAAGUCACCUCGCUGCUCGCCGCCCUGUGCCUGCUGCAGCGCGCCGGCUGCGCCGCCGCCUCGGCCGCCGCCGCCGCCUCCUCCUCGUCGUCGGCCAAGGAGCUGUCGUGCCAGGAGAUCACCGUGCCCCUGUGCAAGGGCAUCGGCUACAACUACACCUACAUGCCCAACCAGUUCAACCACGACACGCAGGACGAGGCCGGCCUGGAGGUGCACCAGUUCUGGCCGCUCGUGGAGAUCCAGUGCUCGAGCGACCUGCGCUUCUUCCUGUGCAGCAUGUACACCCCCAUCUGCCUGGAGGACUACAAGAAGCCGCUGCCGCCGUGCCGCAGCGUGUGCGAGCGCGCCAAGGCGGGCUGCGCGCCGCUCAUGCGCCAGUACGGCUUCGCGUGGCCCGACAGGAUGCGCUGCGACCGCCUGCCCGAGCAGGGCAGCCCGGACACGCUCUGCAUGGACUACAACCGCACGGACCUGACCACGGCGGCGCCGCCCGCCAAGCCGCCGCCGCGCGCCGCGCUCUACAACCGCGUCAAGACGGGGCAGAUCGCCAACUGCGCGCUGCCCUGCCACAACCCCUACUUCAGCCCCGACGAGCGCGCCUUCACCGCCUUCUGGAUCGGCCUGUGGUCGGUGCUCUGCUUCCUCUCCACCUUCGCCACCGUCUCCACCUUCCUCAUCGACAUGGAGCGCUUCAAGUACCCCGAGCGGCCCAUCAUCUUCCUGGCCGCCUGCUACCUCUUCGUCUCGCUCGGCUACCUGGUGCGCCUCGUGGCAGGCCACGAGAAGGUGGCCUGCAGCGGUGGCGCAGCGGCCGCAGGGCCCGGCGCGGGGGCCGCGGGUGCUGGGGGCAGCGCGGCGGCUGCAGGGGCGGCGGGGGGACGCGGGGCGGCGGGCGGCGCGGCCGAGCUGCAGCCCGAGCUGGCCGUGGCCGAGCACGUGCGCUACGAGAGCACCGGCCCGGCGCUCUGCACCGUGGUCUUCCUGCUCGUCUACUUCUUUGGCAUGGCCAGCUCCAUCUGGUGGGUCAUCCUCUCCCUCACGUGGUUCCUGGCAGCCGGCAUGAAGUGGGGCAAUGAGGCCAUCGCCGGCUACGCACAGUAUUUCCACCUGGCAGCCUGGCUGCUCCCCAGCGUCAAGUCCAUCGCCGUGCUGGCACUCAGCUCUGUGGAUGGGGACCCGGUGGCAGGCAUCUGCUACGUGGGCAACCAGAGCCUGGAGAAYCUGCGSGGCUUUGUGCUGGCACCACUGCUCAUCUACUUGGCCAUCGGCUCCAUGUUCCUGCUCGCUGGCUUCGUCUCGCUCUUCCGCAUCCGCAGCGUCAUCAAGCAGCAGGGCGGCCCCACCAAGACCCACAAGCUGGAGAAGCUGAUGAUCCGCCUGGGCCUCUUCACSGUGCUCUACACUGUGCCGGCCGCCAGCGUGGUCGCCUGCCUCUUCUACGAGCAGCACAAUCGGCCCCGCUGGGAGGCCACACACAACUGCCCCUGCCUGCGUGACCAGCAGCCUGAUCAGGCCCGCCGCCCGGACUAUGCUGUCUUCAUGCUCAAGUACUUCAUGUGCCUGGUGGUGGGCAUCACCUCUGGUGUGUGGGUCUGGUCCGGGAAGACCCUUGAGUCCUGGAGGGCUCUCUGCACCCGCUGCUGCUGGUCCAGCAAAGGAGCUGCUGUGGCCGGGGGCACAGGGGCAGGCGCAGGAGGACAGGCCGCAAUCGCUGCCGCGGGAGGACUCGGUGCUGGAGGCGGUGGCUCCCUCUACAGCGACGUCAGCACCGGCCUCACGUGGAGGUCGGGCACUGCCAGCUCUGUCUCCUACCCCAAGCAGAUGCCCCUGUCUCAAGUGUGAGGAGCGGGGAAAGAGACCAAAGGUUAGGGAAUGAGGGACACCGGCCUGCUCACCCGCCUGCCUAAAAUGCCCCCUCGCUGUUUGGAGCCAUUAAUGAACCCCUAAUGGUCCCUAUUAGCCGCGGCUUGUAUGGAACAAUGCGGCUGGCAGAGGCCCCGGCUGCAGCCCCCGCCUCCCUCCCCACCAUUCACAUACAGGGAGCUCCCACUUCAAGGAGCCAGCUUAUUAUUUURCUGGCAAAGGAGGGUAGAGGCUCCCCCGAGUCUUGCAGAGGGCAGAGCGGCUUCUGAUUCACUCUGGACUAAGAGCAGCUCUUUACCCGUGGGAGGGAGGUUCUUCCUCUCCCCCAUGGCCAGGCAAGAGUGCUGGGACUGCAGGUUUUUGGGAUGUUCACAACCAGGCAAAUGCCUUAUAACGCAGACUGAAUCAAAACAUGUCUUAAUUAUACACCCCAGAUAAAUACGGGUUUCCUUCAUUAAAGGAUGUAUUUAUAUAAUUAUUUGUUACUUUGUACAGUUGUGUAAAAUAUGUAUAUAUCCAAAGCUAUACAGUCUGUAAAUUUUUUUUUUGUAAAAAAAGUUUAGAGGCUACCCCUGUAAGAGCAAAUAUGAGUAUUCUAUUUUGUCAAUAAAAUGACUUUUGAUAAUUGA
This is a messenger RNA of Nothoprocta perdicaria, 2513 nucleotides long. RefSeq names its product frizzled class receptor 8 (gene FZD8). Bases 1 to 1863 code for a protein of 620 amino acids. The record is from RefSeq and is a predicted model, not a curated record. Gene Ontology annotation, molecular function: Wnt receptor activity; Wnt-protein binding. NCBI's taxonomy places the organism in Eukaryota, Metazoa, Chordata, Aves, Tinamiformes, Tinamidae. The transcript has 2 exons. Gene Ontology annotation, cellular component: plasma membrane. Gene Ontology annotation, biological process: canonical Wnt signaling pathway; non-canonical Wnt signaling pathway.